CCUUUCUACAAUUGUUGUUAAUGUGUUUCAGUAGCUUGCCUUUUGGAUAUUAAUGCUAUUUUAGUCAUCGCUUAGUCGAUUCAAACUGCUCACCGACAUUGAAGGUGAAUUGUUUUGCAUGUUUAGAUUAGUUUUUAAAUGUGUCCACUUUAUUUUGAUUGAUUUUCAUGUCCUACAAGGUUGACGCUAAAUUAUUUUUAAAACUGUACUUUUGUAGCUAUAUUUUGAGGUACUUCAAUUAAAUGUGUAAUUGUGCCUAGAUACUACAAUACUAGGUGAGGUGGGGAUUUAUAACAGGAAUUACAUUUUCAUCAUGGUGUACAAUAUAUCUACUUUAAUCAAUUUGUGCAAUAACGACCUCUUUCAGUCCCAUGGGGAGUGUUUUUUUUAUUGAUUUUUGUAGGUUUAAAUCCAUCCUCUGGCCCUUUGCUGGGAUCCCUGGAUACGGAUAGCGUACCUGUCUUUGAGAAUACAUGAGCAGAAGACAUGUUUUUCCUGUCAGCUUUGGGUGUCAACAGCUGUAAAUACCCAUGUUCCCUCUAUCGCCAAUCAAAUGUUUCCAAGUGUCAAAAAUUCAAGCUGGCCCAAGAAGAUUUGUUUUUUCCACCCACCAGUCUACACUUGCGCCCUUUUUGAAACCUGAGUUUUAGUCUUUUUUUCCCCCCCAAGCUGCAACUCCCCUUUUUAAUUAAAGAUAAAUAGAUGAAGGAAAAGGACUUGAACACACCAUCAGUAAUGUUAAGCAGUCUGACAGAGAUAAGGGCUCUGGGCGACCCACCUUCCCAUUUUCCUCUUAUCUCAUGGAUCAAGUGUUCCUCCAGGACUUCAUACUGAAACAAGGAUACCCCAUCAUCAACCUGCCAAAGAGGAAGAAAGUGUACACCUAUUGCCACCUCAGGGUGUCCUGUUGGCCAGAAAGACAACCAGGAAUCCAAAAUUCUUAACCUAAUAGACACCAAUCAAGACCCACACCAGCCUCACUAUGACUAACCAUGGAGAUGACUGCUAUUUCUUUUACUAUUCUACCUGCACCAAAGGAGAUGACUGCCCUUUCAGGCACUGUGAUGCAGCGAUGGGCAACGAAACCGUCUGCAAUCUUUGGCAGGAGGGACGUUGCUUCCGAAACGUCUGCAAGUUUCGCCAUAUGGAAAUCACAAAAAAGCGUAAGGAAAUACCGUGUUAUUGGGAGAAACAUCCUGCCGGCUGCCAGAAACCUCACUGCGCUUUCUUCCAUGAAAAGCCGCGCUAUGUUGUUGGCGUAGUCAUUCCACCUGACAUAAGUCACAGUGAGAUUGAGGAACAACCGCAUGAAGAGCCGCCGCCCCUACCAGCCACUCCUCUUCCCACUGCAGCUAAUCUCCAGUUGAGAGGAGUCAUGAAAACAGAAAGCCAAGAACCAGUUCCCAGCCCUACCCAUCCCCCAGUGGUGAUUAAUCCAGCCGAUGAUGACGAGGAUGAAGAUGACCAAUUCUCAGAAGAGGGAGACGGUGUCCCAUCCCCAAGGAAGCGGCCCAAGUCUGAUGAAUUGCACAACUUUGGAGUGAGCACCCUGGAGGAGAUACGACUGAGAAGGGCCCUUAAAGCCAGCAUGAAUCGAACAAUACCUCCCCUUCAGAGUGCUGUCAACGGCGAGAAGGAAAAUAUCCAAGCUUUUCGGGCCACCUUUAACACAUCUAAUGACGCAAAGCUGCUUUUUGAAGAAGGCUUCAGACGAAGAGGCAACAUAGCUGACAGACUUGGGAAACAAAUCCCCAGUACCUGUGGAGAGGUUGUUCCACUGAAAAACAGUCUAGCAGAGCGUUUGGGUCGAUUUGUCAAUGAAGAAGAGGCACAAAUACCCUCUCCGAAAACUAUGAGGUCGAUAAAGGAGAGACUCACAUUACCUUCUGGACCCAUUGCAGUCAGUCAAACAGCAGAUGAGGGCAGCGCGGAAUCAAAGAGCACAACUCAGCAGAUUCGUAUUAAAACUCUGGAAGAAAUAAGACUGGAAAAGGCAUCAAAGUCUCAGAGGCAGAACAACUGUCCUCCUGUAAAUGCAGAAGGGAUUAAAACCAAGACAGUCCCCACACAAUCCUCCAAGGCUGUAAAAAGAGUCAUUACUGUCGACAACAGCAAAAACGUUUGUGACACCCUCCACCCCAAGAAAAGAAAAGCAGAUCAGCAGCACUUAAAGCAAACAGCUGGGGGCGACAGAGUGUCGGAAGUAGCGGAACCCAUAUCUGCUGCCACAAAAACAUGGGAAGUUAGAGUGAAGACCUUGGAGGAGCUGCGCAGGGAGAAGGCAGCCCAAAUUCAAGACCAUCGAGUUAAGAGUUCGAAUCUGGAGGAAGAGAAGAAGCUGACUUUGCUGCCAAAAAACAAACUGGCUUCUCAGAGUGAAGACACGACAGACAACAGUGUUGAAGUGAAUAAGACAACAUUAAGAGCUGCUGCAGAGACCCUCUCCAAAAAAGAUGUCAAGGUGAAAACCUUUGAGGAGAUCAUGCGAGAAAAACAUCUCCGCAAGCAGGAAAUGGCUAAGCUGGUUUCCAGCUGCCAGCAGGCCAACGCUGCCUGUGAGACAGAGCCUGCACCCAAACCGUUAGUGUGUCCACUCAAAAGGAAGAUUGUGACCAAAGUCAGUCAUUCGCCACCACAUAUGUCCACUUUGGAAGCUGACAACGUCCCACCCAUUCAGAACGUCCGUGUUGAAAAGUUGAAAACAGUCAAAUCCAGAAAAAACACGGCUGCGAGAUCAGUUCCUGCGAGGCAGAGUACCACACCCCUUCAGGAAGACCCUCACUCACCAAGUCACAGCAGCUCCAACAACAAGCAAGAAAACACCUCAGGUUUACCGAUUCCAGAUAGACUGCGGAGUUCAGGACCUGAUAAAACACGCAACACAAACACUAAAGUGAGGCCUAAACUGAAUGUGAAGCCAUCUGUCAUGCAGCCUUUACUGCAUGUGCAAGCAGGCAAGAAAAGGAAGGCAGCGGAGCGCUCUGCUGUCGCUGCAGUUAAACCUCUUAACAGUGCAUCUAUACUUCUGGACCAACCACCGCAGCAGCCUGUGUCGUCAAACUCCAGCGAAGAAGUUGAGCUGUCGUCUCCGAUGUCGUGUAUUCUCAGCACCUUGUUGGAGUCCAGCUGCAGCUCCAGUGAGGAUCAGCAGAACAUUCCUGCUGCAAAAGACAGUCUUGCUGCUACUACACGGACUCCUCCCGCCCACAGCUCCGUGCCGAAGGCUGCGCCUCAAAGUAAGUCUCGUCGACAGAGCGUGGCCGCAUCGCGCAAUUCAACGUCGGCUGUGGAUGAGUUUGAGGACCUCAUCAAUGAAUUCACGGACGAUCAUCUGGAAGGAGACAUGGACCCCGGCAUUGGGGAGGACGAUCUCCUGCAGGAACUGUCAGACAUGAUUGACAGCUGAGGGCUCUUGUCAUGUAAAUAUCCUCCCUCCCAGUGCAACCCAGCCCAAUGCUGGUUUUCUAUUGGCCCUCAGCAUAUUGUUAAAAAAAAAAAAAAUAAUAAAUGAAAUGAUGUUAGACAUACACAAAGCUAAGAUGUCUUGUUCAGAUAGUUUAGCAUAUUGUUCUAGCCUCUUUAAUACACCAAUACAGCUUUAAUAUUCACUGCCAUCCUAAAGGGUAUCAUUUGAUGAGAACGUUGUUUCUUUUAUAUGAACAUAGUCUUUUUUGGGCCACGCUGAACAUUUUUAAACAUUAGCCAAGAGACAAAUGUCAUCCGAAAGUGUGUACUAUGUAUGCAAUAGUAAAAGUAGUACAACAAAAUGCUACAAUUACUUUUGCUUUGGUUUUCAAACGUGAUUCUUAAACCUAAACUUCUUACGACUUUGUAGAAAACUUUGUUAAAAUCCCUCACUUUAGUCAUGACUUGAUAAGUCGUCUGGUUUUUUUACUUUUAAACUAUUUGCAACAUUUUUAUUCAGUGGGGCUUAUUUAAAAAGUACUUGGAUGGAUUACAGUACUGCAAAACAUUUCAGCAAGGCAGUUGUUGUUGUUUUUCAUGCUUACACAAAUAUUGCUUUGAAUUGUCUUAGUUUUCCACAAGCUCACUGUUUAAAGUGACCAAAGUAUUGUAAAUAAAGUAUUUUAGCUGCCACUUUCA
Messenger RNA from Nerophis lumbriciformis (worm pipefish), 4104 nucleotides. RefSeq names its product zinc finger CCCH-type containing 11A (gene zc3h11a). Lineage: Eukaryota; Metazoa; Chordata; Actinopteri; Syngnathiformes; Syngnathidae. The record is from RefSeq and is a predicted model, not a curated record. Gene Ontology annotation, biological process: poly(A)+ mRNA export from nucleus. Gene Ontology annotation, molecular function: metal ion binding.